Messenger RNA from Clonostachys solani, 1125 nucleotides. Lineage: Eukaryota; Fungi; Ascomycota; Sordariomycetes; Hypocreales; Bionectriaceae. The record is from the annotation of a GenBank genome assembly.
AUGAGUUUGAAUAUUCUUAUUACCGGUGCAACUGGCUACAUUGGUGGCUCCGUUCUCUCGGGACUACUUUCAAGCGAUAAGCCGCGCUUUGAGAAGAGCCAGAUUUUCGUGGCCGUCCGCUCUGAAAGACAUGUAAAAACAUUAUCAGAGCUAGGAGUCAAGGUGGCUUUGAUCGAUCUCACAGAUGAGGUAUCUGUCAGCGAAGGCGUCCUGAACAAUGAGAUCGAUUUUAUUAUUCACACUGCGAGUGCCCUGGAACCGGGACAGGCGAAGAAUCUCAUUGCUGCUCUGGGGAAAAGACACAAUGCGACUAAGAAGGAUGUCUUCUUCAUUCACACUUCCGGGACCUCGGCCUGGUCCUCCGCGUUCGGCUCGACAUAUGGAUUAGUGAAGGACACCGAUCCUCUCUUUGAGAAGGAGAAGGCGAUAGCAGAUUCAUUCCCAGUUCGACAGACUGAUGUUGCUGUGAUUGAGGAGGCGGAAAAGGCUGGCGUGACCAGUUUUAUUAUCCCACCCCCUAUCAUUUAUGGCCGUGGCGACGGCCCGUGGAAUCAGAUGUCAGCGAUGAUCCCCGCGGCUAUCAAUGCCGCCAUUUCGCGCAAAGUGGUUGAGAAAUUUCCGACAGACGCUCGGACAAUGGGGACUCACAUAUCCGACCUGACUGCGUACUACUUGCGUUUGAUCGAGAAGAUACUGGAGGGUGCCGACCUGCCGAGUGGCAAGCAAGGAUACUAUUUUCCUAUCGCCCAUCGGUUCAGCUGGUGGGAUGUUUUGGAUAGGAUAGCCAAGGUCCUUGAAGCUCGAGGCCUUGUAAAGGAUGGCGAGCUGCGGGAAUGGCCGAGCUACGAUGUUGCGGCAGAAGGACUUGCCCUUCCUGCUGCCGUGAUACCCAGACUUUACGUCACUGAGUACGCUUUUACCCCUCAACAUUGCCUUUCUGAUGUUGGUUGUCUGACGUAUAGUUGCAGUAAUGAAGUCAUUGGUGAGAAUAAGAAUCUUCUUGGUUGGGUACCACAAUGGGACGAGAGGUUCUUGACGCAGAUGGAUGACGAAAUCAAGAAUUUCCUGGAGGUGGGGAUAGAAAAGGUUGGUUUACUUGCUACAGUCAGCCAGGAAUUGGGCAAA